AUGUCAGAGACCACAUUAGCUGGUGAUUCGUGGCGCGGCUCACCACACGUUGUUGCAACACCAACUGAAUUCUCGUCUACAACAGACGUGCCUUCUGCCACACCAUCGACACUUGUUGAUAUACUAUCCUCACAACCACAGUAUUCGUAUUUUUUGCGACAUCUUCAAAGACAGGGUAUGAUUCCAGUAUUGAAUACAUUGCUGAAUGUUACCUUAUUAGCCCCUAUUAACCUGGCGUUUGUACACGCGAAGGACUAUGAAAUAGGCAACAAUGAAUUAUUAAGAUAUAUUGUUAGUCCGAAAUUUAGAGUGGGGCAUCUUGGCAAGAAACGAGUCUUGUUUGAUACAUUAUAUGAAACUGAGGAAGGUUCCGGAGUUUACUAUCCUAUCAGUGUAACCCCUGAUUUUGAAACAUAUGAGUAUCUAGUUGAUGACAUUGCCAGUAUAGUUGAACCAGAUAUCUAUGCCAAACACCAACAUUCAUUUAUAGAGGGUAUAGAUCAUUUGCUCCCUUUGAAACCAUCCUUGUGUGAAGUUUUAUUGGAUAAUGCCGACAUACUGGAUUUGCCUUUGGAUCGUAUGACAUUUAUCAAGCAUUUAUUUCAACUGUUGUACCUUGAGGAUGAUGAUGAUGAUGAGGAUGAAGAAGGCGUCAAGAAGAAAAAGGAAGAAGUACCAAAGGAACCUCCCAUUCCUGAAACUUGUGAAGAAUUUCUUAAAGGUUUUGAAACAGUUAUGAUUCCUACUGAUGAUUAUAUUGAGCAAUCUUUGUCUGAACUUCAAAUACGAUACUAUCUUGCCAAUUACCAUUCGUUCACCACCACUAUUUUUUCAACCACGGAUGAAGCCAUCAAAGAAAUAGACAGAGAUAUAUUCAACCUUUUGUCCAAUUUAAUGGUUCCUGGAUUAAUUGCCGGAGUUAACGGCACCGAUACCCAAAUAAAAUCCAAGGCUGGAAUUAAAUUAGAAAUUAAUUUGAAUAAAGAAGGUGAUGGAAUAAUUUUGAAUAACAGAGCAUACAGUAAUCACACAAAAGUAUUAUCUGAUGGAGUUGUACAUAUAUUUGAUACCCAAAAGCAUUCAUUCUUUAAUGAUUUGAAUCUUCCAACUGUUGAAUUAAUCCCAAGGAAAUCACUUUAUGCCAUGCAUUUUUCUAAUUUUGUUAAAGAAUUAAACUUUAGAUCACUUGAUGAAUUAGUUGAUGGGUCUACGGCAAACCAAACCUUAUUUGUUAAUAUGGAUCUGCGUGAUGAUACUUCAGACGACGAGUCAUCGGUUACUAUUCAAAACACUCUCAGUUUCAGUUCCAAACAGCAACUACUCUACCAGUUUGCAUCCGAUCCAAUAUAUCUUGAAGAAAAUAGUUAUAGAUUGGUCGAAAGUUUACUUUGCUCGAAAAGGAAAGUAGGAGGUUGUUUCAAACUUAAAUUAUCCACGUCUUUAUCCAAUGGUGUUCGGGAAACUACAAUCAAUGAUGACGUGAAUAUUGUUGGUGGUCCAAUAGAAAUCGGAAAUGGAACCGUGUUAUAUUUAGCACAAGGUGAAAUUGACCCACCUACAUCAUUAAAACAUGCCUUGGGUGAUUUAAUAUCCGAAGGCAAGAUCCAUAGACAUCUUGAGAAUAUAGAAAUUGAUAAGAAAAGUUGUCUUAGAACAUUAGAAUAUUUGAAUAACUUUGGAUUAAGUUCAUUGGAUGAUAAUGGGGAUGGCUAUUCAGUAUUGUUGCCAUGUGGUAUUCCUAGUAUUGGUGCCCAUAAAGCCAAGACUACCGGUCUUUGGAAGGAAUUGGGUUUGGCAUUAAAUUAUCUUGAAGCUAACCCAAAACUUUUCAAGGAGAUUUUGGGAGGCAUGAUAUUUCAAGAUGAUAUAUAUUCAGAUUUUGGGUUGACUGGCAAGAAGAAAUCUAUAACUUUGGAAGAUAUGAAUGGAUAUGAUGUUAAAAUGAAACAUGUUGAAAGAGAUGAGGAUGGUAACAAUGUCAUCAAAGUAAAUGAUACUGAAAUCUCCAUCCCAAUAAAUUCAGAUAUACUUUUUAAUCAAGGGGUUAUUCAUGUCGUUGAUAGACUUUUGUUGCCUGAAUCUUUCCAUAUUCCAUUACAAGAAUUGAUCAACUUGACUUUAGAUUCUAAUUUUCCAGACCAUUCUUUUGCUGAUCUUUUGAAAAUGUUUCCUAAAAUCAGAGAGGCGUUAGGUUUAGGUCAUUCUAAUUUCACUACCACUACACCAUACUCGUUAUUGAUACCUAGUCUGGAGGCAUUGAAGGAUUUCAAUAUCACCACGUCUUUCAGUGACCUCAUGAAUUUCAUCGAGUUCCACCUUGUUCCUAAUGAAGAAGUUAGCAAACUAUUGAAUUGUAUUUCUGGUAAUGGAGGUUAUGACUCGUUCGACAACAUAACAGAUGAUGAUAUUAUUAGAACCAAUUAUACUGAUGCUGGAUUAGCAUGCCGUUACAAAACAAACAAUAAAAUCUACUUACAAUUUCAAAAGCUAGAGCAGAACUCAACUGUGAAACUGCAAUCUUACAACAAGAAUCAUGAAGUUAGACUUUUGUCACAUGGAUGUACUUCAAUGUACAAGGGGGAUAAUAAUACCAAAAAUCUUGGGUGUGUGUUCCUUAUAGAUAAGCCAUUGAAUUUAGAAUGGCUUAAUCCCCCAAACGACGGCGAUACAUUUUUGCAUAUUCAUCUUGGGUUCAUAAGUGUUGGUGUGGGUGUAAUUUUAGGAUUGCUAUUAUUUGGAGCUGUUUUAAUUGGGUUUGUAUUUUGUCUUGGUGGUAGAAGAAAACGGGGAUUAAUGCCCGAAGAAAACCCUCUCUUGUUUCCUCGGGCUGAUUCUGGAUUCAUGAGUGUUCUUACCGAUGAUGAUGAGUUCCACCCUUAUGACCGAGGAUACGAAACUGAUGUUGAUGUUUUGCGUACCGAGAGUGAACAGUUAUUGCCAACGUACGUGAAAAGAAAGAAGAUUAGAAGAAAGGAUUAUGGGUCAAUUAACUUACCAAGUCGAAGCAGUGUUCCAGUAUUGCAAAAGACAGAAAGCAGUCAAACCUUGCCUCGCAACAUCAAUAAUAGUGCUAAGAAUACCUUGAGUAGAGAUAGGAAUAUACCUGGUCUCUCUCAAUUUUAG
Messenger RNA from Spathaspora passalidarum NRRL Y-27907, 3123 nucleotides. RefSeq lists its product as uncharacterized. The coding region runs from base 1 to 3123 and encodes 1040 amino acids. The transcript is spliced from 2 exons. The record is from RefSeq and is a predicted model, not a curated record. NCBI's taxonomy places the organism in Eukaryota, Fungi, Ascomycota, Pichiomycetes, Serinales, Debaryomycetaceae.